AUGGCGCGCUCAUCGUUUGCCUCUGUCCUCCACAGUUUACCUUCUCAGCCAUCUCGCCUUUCUGUGAUAGCAUUUCUGUCAUUUGUGGGAUUUAUCCUCCUCUUAAUCAUCCUUCGCUCUUCCUCGUCGCACCUGGGACCGUCUCUAUUGCACUCGUCGUCUUCCGUGGACGCUCUGAGUCCUGCGCGCCAGAAGUCCCUUCAAUCUAUUCAAAAUGCCACUCUUGGGUUUGAGAAAAUCCUAGCCAUCAAUCUACCAGAGAGGACCGACCAUAGGGAUGGUUUGAUCCUUGCCGCGGCUGUGUCGAACCUCCACAUCGAGCUGGUGGACGGCAUCCGGGGGAACACAGUCCUCGACAAAGUCCUCCCACCUGACCACCCAGAACACCUCGACCCUGCUCGCGUUGGGAGUUGGCGUGCGCAUAUGAACGCUAUCAGCCGUGUCGUGGAAAACAAUUGGACUUCAGCGUUGAUCCUUGAAGACGACGUGGAUUGGGACGUCCGACUGAGAUCAUUGCUCACAGACUUUGCAUUGGCUUCGGACACCGUUCUCUCGCGCCGUGACUCGGUACCGCUCAAAUUCCGCGAACUUUCCUUUGCUAGCACGCCGAUAUACUCUCCUUACGGUGAUGGCUGGGAUGUCUUGUGGCUCGGGCAUUGUGGGAUGGAGAUAUCUGAUCGGUCCAGCACGGUGAUCAUCGAGAAUGAUGAAACCGUUCCUGAAGUACAGUUCCUCCAUUCGUGGAAUCGCGACGAGGUCUCCCCUCUGGUGAAGUACCCGGCGCACACAAGAGUGGUGACGGAACAGAAGGAAGGCGUGUGUUCUCUCGCAUACGCUGUGUCUCAAGCUGGUGCGCGGGGCCUGUUGAACAGCCUUGGCCUGAAGAGGAUGAACAACGCCUUUGACUUGAUGCUACGCGAGUGGUGCGAGGGGACACAUGAGGCCCACCCCAACCGCUGCAUUGGGGUUCUGCCUCAGUUGUUCGACCACUACAGACCCGUCGGCCCGUCCGAGAUCGACAGCGACAUUUCAACCCCGAACGGCGGGUACCGGCACGAGCCGUUUACGCAAAACAUCCGGUGGAGCGUGAGGCUCAACAUGGACAAAAUCCUCAACGGCGACACGGACUACAUCGAUCAGUGGCCCGACUCUGGCGCCGCCUAA
Fonsecaea pedrosoi CBS 271.37 is the source of this 1164-nucleotide messenger RNA. RefSeq lists its product as uncharacterized. Lineage: Eukaryota; Fungi; Ascomycota; Eurotiomycetes; Chaetothyriales; Herpotrichiellaceae. The record is from RefSeq and is a predicted model, not a curated record. The transcript has 3 exons. The coding region runs from base 1 to 1164 and encodes 387 amino acids.